AUGGAAGCGGAAGCAUGUGCAGAGCGUUUUCUAUGGUGCUUCGCCCGCUACCACUGGUGGCCCGACACUAUAACGAGCGAUAGGGGCUCGAAUUGGGUAGGCCGCUUUUGGAGGCACAUGUGCAAGUUACUGGGGAUCGACCAGCAGCUAAGCACGGCGUACCACCCCCAAACCGACGGAGGCCCUGAGAGGAUGAACCAAGAAGUACAGGCAUACCUCCGCGCCGUGAUUAACCAGAACCAGAACGACUGGGAUAAGUGGGUUCCCGCGGCUCAGAUGGCGUUAAACGGUCGGGUCAAUACCUCUAGGGAUUUCCUCGUUACGGAAGCAUAUGCGGAAGAGUAUCCUCAGCAUUCGCCAGAAACCAGGGCAAAGAAAUUUGUUACCAAACUACAACAGAUUACGGACCUCUGCCAAGCAUCAAUGGCGACAGCUACGCAGCAACAAGAACGCUUCGCUAACAGACGACGGAACGCGGCAGAACGCUUCGAAGUAGGCGAUAAGGUUUGGCUUGACUUACGGAACUACGCGUCAGAGCGACCUAAGAAGAAGUUCGACUGGCUGCACGCUAAGUAUACGAUAAGCAAGGUACUCGACCCGUACACGGUUGAACUAGCAGACCUCCCGAGGGCUGCUAUAAUAGGUUCCACGUCGACCAACUCCGGAGAGCGGGGACGGACCCAAUGCCUGGUCAGCAACGCACAGACGCUCAACCCCAUCUAUCCAAGUAGACGGGAGGCUCACCAAGUAGUAGAGGAAAUACUAUGCGCUAGGUGGAAGAGAACCGGCCGCGGCCGUAGGCGGGAAGUCCUUGUACGCUGGCAAGGUUGGCAAGACCCGACCUGGACCUCUUUAGACAAUAUGCAACAGACAGCGGCCUUGGAUAAGUACGAACAGAGAUACGGCCCGGCUCUCGAAAACGAUGGACCAUACCAGCACCGACGAGUGGCAACGGAAGCACAGCCGGCCCAAAUCCAGGGGCAAGUCGAAGGAAUACAACCACAGCUGCAGAUACAGGGCAAGAGAAUACGCGGACCACUACGGGCUAGGACUAAUGGCGACGCCCCGUCGAUAGUAACGGCACCAGACCCUAUAGACGACGGCCCUACGAUCGUUGUAGAGGGGACCAGGAACAGGAAAAAGGGCACCAGCGCCAGAGAGGAGUAG
Molecule: messenger RNA, 1167 nt
Organism: Hirsutella rhossiliensis
Lineage: Eukaryota; Fungi; Ascomycota; Sordariomycetes; Hypocreales; Ophiocordycipitaceae
Product: integrase core domain-containing protein
Exons: 2
Coding region: 1-1167 (388 amino acids)
Biological process (GO): DNA integration
Molecular function (GO): nucleic acid binding
Source: RefSeq, a predicted model, not a curated record